This is a messenger RNA of Oreochromis niloticus (Nile tilapia), 5895 nucleotides long. It is a transcript of the gene zcchc14, whose product is annotated as zinc finger, CCHC domain containing 14. The coding region runs from base 30 to 2840 and encodes 936 amino acids. Gene Ontology annotation, molecular function: nucleic acid binding; protein binding; zinc ion binding. Lineage: Eukaryota; Metazoa; Chordata; Actinopteri; Cichliformes; Cichlidae. The transcript has 13 exons. The record is from RefSeq and is a predicted model, not a curated record.
CAGUCUCAGGUUUGGCUGUUUGGUGCCUGAUGGUCUGUGAGCCAGACCAGAGAGACCGGCACAGUGUUAGGAGCUGCUUUGGGACAAGGAGACCAAACAGUCAGCCAGGACCUGACUUCUCCCCACCAAGAACUCCGUCCUCCACCACCACCACCUCCUCCUCCCCUCCUCCACCACCUCCUCUACCGCCCCCUCAUCUGCCUUCUUCUCCACCUGCUGGGCAAAGUCAAGAUGCGGCAACUAAGAGCCAGCAGGGGAAUGCUGGAAAAGCGGUGAUUGAAAGGGUGGUGCUGAAAGGAGUUCCUCACAAGCCUGAAGACUCCAGCGAGUGUAGGUUCGAGGUUAGCUGGUCCGACGGGUUGGUAGUAUCUGUUGUAAGAACUCAGCAGGAGGUAGCAGAGCUGAUGUCCCAGCUGUCACAAGCAUUUCCUGAUGGAGUGGAGAAGUUCCCGUCUCAGUCCAUGGAACUGGACCCCAGGUGUCUAACAGCCCUGCCCUGCCAUGUCCUCCAGCACCACAGUGUCCAGCUGUUCUUCACCUCCACCAGGCCUCUCUCACCCAACUGUCCCUCCUCACCCCUCUCCUCCCCACUUGCAUCCUCACUACCAACCUCUCCUAUAGCCCCAUCCUGCCCGUUCACCUCCAGCUCCAAUCUUGGCUGUAUGAUGCAGUACAAAGGAGGUAACAGGGUGGUGUACAGAGUGGCCAGCGUCCAGCCCGUCAUCAGCACCCACAACUCCGUCUUGACUCGCUCCACUCCUCACCUGUCCUCCCUUUCCUCCCCUCCUCUUCCGACUCCGGCUCUCCUACCCUCCAUUCCUCCUCCCCAGCACUCCCCACAGCUCUCCUCUCUCCCUCCCCCCGUGCCAGCCCUGCCAGCACGUGGCUCUGCAGGAAGCGGGGGCGACGGCUCCUCCCAACCGCAUCCCCAGCACGGUCAGCUUCAUUUAUACCCGCAGCCCUCCCAGCACCACCUUCAUGCACAAACCAGCAGCCAGCCCAGUACGCAGCCUCAGACUCUGCACCUGUCCCAUUCCCAGCCAUCGUCCCAUUCACAUUCACAGUCCCGCUCCCAGUCCCAUAAUCAACCACUCUCCCAGUCUCAGCCCAAUACGCCAGAGCAGAACGGCAUACUGGACUGGCUCCGCAGGCUCCGCCUCCAUAAGUAUUACCCCGUCUUCAAACAGCUCACCAUGGAGGAGUUUUUAGCUCUGACAGAGGAAGACCUGAACAAGUACGACCUAACCCAAGGAGCAAAGAAGAAACUGAAGACCCAACUAGAACUCCAAAAGUCUGCAGACAGGGAGAUGAAGAUGGAGAAGCGGCCGUGCAGUGGCAUCGCCAGGGUGACGCCUUCCAGUCACAUGGGACCCUCAGCUCACCCCACCUCCAGUGCAGGAGAACUGCGAGUGGAGGUGGACGCCGUGCCGCACCACCACCCUGUCUCCACAGACAGCAGCUCGUCCUCGGGCUACUCCAGCUCUUCCUGCUCCCCUCGCACCCCACACAGUUGCGACUCCACCUUUGACAGGACCAGAGACAUUCACAGACGUGUGUUGGCUCCAGAUACAGCAGGAAGUGGUCCAGAGAAGGAUCGGUCCUGCAUGUUCAUUCUGAACUCGACAGGCUCCAGUCGCCCCACAGCCCAGGUUCUGCCCGUCCAAACCGAUCCAACUCCUCCUCUCCCUCCCUCCUGCUCAUCCCACCUCCCCUUUGGCCUCCCGCAAUCUGCUUAUCACCCACAGGGCAGUUACCCACAGACGCUGCUCUCCCCGGUCUCAAACCCAGCACGCAUCCUCACCUCCCCUCGCAAGCCCAGGCCCCCUCCGCUGGCUACAGAGGACCGGACUAAGCCGCUGGGCUCGAGCCUUCCUGCGGCCGGUGCAAGCUUCAGUUCAGGGCUCGGGGUGGGGGUACGACGGGAAAACCUGUUCCCCAGGGUCAACAUGGAUGGCUCGUCUGGACUCCAGGACUCUGUGGUUUGUCGUGGUCUUUCGGGAGGUGGCGUUAGUCUGAUGGUAGAAACCAGCUGCGCUCUGACCUCCACCUCCAACAGCCACCACCACGUUUCCCACCCCCCUGUCCACUUCCACCUCUCAUCCUCUUCCUCCCCUUCUCCAUCUGGAUUUUACUCUUACCCCCCUGUGUCCUCGUCCUCCUUCGCCUCUUUCUCCGCUUCCUCCUCCUGCACCUCCUCAAAAACCGCCUCUCAGACUGGCAGCUCCAGUGGUGGAGGUAGCUAUGUUCCCAUGGCAACAGCAAGCACAGUUCCUGUGGCUGCAGUCCCGGGCAACACUUACUACCCACCCCAGCAUACCUCCAGCCCCUCUCCUUCGCCCUCCUCUGCGUCUUCAUUGGAUCAAAGUUCUGGUCACAGUCCUUCCGUAUGUGUUUGCAGUUCUUGCGGUUGUCGAGGGAACUGCGGCGCCUAUGGGGCGUUGCCUGGAUACGCCGCAGCCAGCUACCUGCAGCCGUUCUCGGCCGGCCCCUCACUCUUCACCCUGGGUCCUCUGCUCCAUCUCAGCCCCCUGAUAGCGUCGUCCAGCACCGCCGGCACAGGCGCUGCACCAUUCUCCUACCCAAUGAUGGUACCGCCGCCCCUCUACCGCCACAGCCCGCUGUCACAUGACCAGCAGCAGGGGUUCGCCUUCUACCAUCCCCAUGGCAUCAUGGGAAAUGGUGGGCAGAAAAGGACAGCAGGGAACCUGUCAUGUUAUAACUGCGGUGCACACGGACACAGAGCCGAGGACUGCAAACAGCCGCCCAUGGAUGCGACACAGCAAGGGACAUUUCGGCUGAAGUACACACCUCACUCUGACAGCAAGGACUCAGGAGACUAAGCAGCAGAGGCGGCUUUGGAUUCGAACUCCAGACUAAACUGUACCUCAUGGUCCUGCUGAAGCCAACAAAAAAACAAAAGGGACAGGAGACAAACAGCCUGCUCCUUUAGCGCAGGGGUUCACUGUUAGUCUGUUCAAAGACUGCUGAGUUGAAUCAUUUGUAUUCUUUCUUUUUUCUUUCUUUUUUAAACCAAAGUUUGCAAAGAGAUUAUAGGAGGAGGAAGAAGGUUUUAGGCACAAGUAAAAGUGGACAUUUAUAAACUCUACCAUGCUUGAUCUCAGAGAUGUAGCUGAAAGUCUUCCUCAUCCUCAGAGAAAACACUACAGAUUGACAAUCAGUCACAUGACCUGAAAAGAAGCUUCCCAGUCAAACGAUGGGGCAUUCACCGUGGCAACCACAGCACUCCAGAUGUGUCCAGAUAUCUUCCAGAAUACGCAGCCUCUUGCUCUAAUCAAGUCCUGCACUUACUGCGAUUGCGUUUGGUUGGAAGUACCAGUGUUAUCCCUCCUUUCACAGGAUCUACUGGUGCACAACGUCUCACACUACCACAGCUAAUCAUUUGAAUGUUGGCUCGUUGCUUCUCAUGGUUGGCACGUCCACACAAAGAUUCCACUUUAAUCAACUAGUUUCUAAAACUUCUAAAACUGGCACUGUAUGUUCAGGUGGUUGAAAGUUCCAAAGUUAAUCCUGACCAAAUCCUGAGUCACAGUAUUCACAUAUUCACCUGGAUUUGAUUUCAAAACAGCCUCAAUCUACGAGUUACAUAUUCAGCGGUUUAUUAAUUUGCUUUGUUUCUGGUUAUUUACAAGCAGGAGUCAAAUGUCUGGUUUGGUGCUUUACAUCUCGUGCACCAGCCUUUAUACAGGUGUGCACAGAGCUGUCGGCCACAUUUAAACUGGAACACCGUAUUUAAAUGUGCUAACAGUUGAAUGAAUGAAUUCUAACUGGCACACAGACUGCAUGAACUGGAAACCGUCUUCAGCAACUGGAGAUCUAAGAGGAAAACUCGUGUCCGUUGUGCCUCUUCAGCCCGUGUCUGUAUGUAAAGAUGGAAAACCUGAUGUCCCUGAAAUCAGUGUUGCCAGGUUGAUGUAAUGUGCAACCAAAGUAACAACCAGGGGAUGAACAUGUGGUAUUGAGCGCAUGCCUUUUUCUGCUGGACCCUCAGCACUGCUGGCUAAGCAUUAUCACACAGCACUUCAUACAAGACUACCAAAAUGGUUUCUUUGAAGCGUAUCUCAUCACAGUGAUGUUUGAGUGUUCAUUUUUCCAUUUGCUCCGUUUGUUUUGAUUUUUUAAAUUAGUUUCUGAGGCACCUGUUGGCCACUGUUCAGAAAAUGUACACAGGAAUCUGCACGAAUCUUCUAACACAUCUAGAGGGACUUUGGCAUUUUUUUCAGGAAGUUAAGUUUGUGUUAAAUGAGUGAUUCGAAUGCUAUAGCUGGUAAGCACAGGACAAAAGCAGUGUUGAAGAAGGGCAGUUCAGAUUCUGCUGCAGUAAAGUUGCACCAUGGAGGUGAUGGUUGCUGGGCUACGUCAGAGCAGGUCUAGAGGGAACAGUUCCUCUUCCUGCAAACCCAGGGGAGCUAAAUGGGUAAAAUAAUUAUUUUCACCUGCGUCUAUACAAAGAAGAACAUGCUUUAUUUUAGUUUUCACAAAUGCAGCAUUAAUAAUAUGCCUGAUUGAAGUAAACUGCCAGUUAUGUCCUCUAGUUUUUUGUUGUUUUUGCCUAUAAAAUGCUAGCACUCUGCUAAUCCAUGCUGAUUGGUUGACUGAGGACUCUCCUAAAAGAAAGUGUUCCUAAAUAACUUCUUUGCACUUCUCCACUGCUGGGUUGCCUUAAAUCAAAAUGAUGAACGCCAAAAAGUGGCUCAAAGUGCCAAGACCUUCCUAGUGGGUGAGAAAGGGAUUUUACAAAUAAUUAAACCCAUAUAUACAAAACAGAAAAUGGAACAAUAUCUAAGGUUUCAAACUGUUUUAUGAAAAACAUGGUGGAAACAUGUUUACCCUUCAUAUGUAACAUUUUUGGGUCCGUAGGCUGCUGUGAAUUCUGGACUGCCUGGAAAGCAUCUCCUUUCUUCUUUCGUUGCAUGAUGUUUAAGAGCACUGUGCUUAGAUCUCAAUACCAUGUCUCCACCCUUGAUGGGUACUGCACAGACUCUGGUUGCAGAUAACAUCACCAUCACUCAAAUUCCAUGUUAGUUGGGCCUUUAUGCAGUGGCAUGCAGUGGGGACCUGUCAGCCAUCUUUAUUCACUUCUUGGUGAUCUGCAGCCUUUCUACCUCUGAGCAUGCCAGAGGGCGAAAUGGCCCUCUGUGCACAAAUACAGCAACGACAAUCAGAAAGUAUCAUGUGGUUUACAUCAGGACGAACAUUCAAAGUGCCAAUUUUCUCUUUUCAUAAUUGUGGUGUAAGUGGGAGUUGUUCUUUUGUACUUUGUUUGUACAGCGUUUAGGUCUAAGUAUGUUGAGCAUGUUGGAAUUUUAAGAAAGCAAUAGGAAGUGCUUCUGUGUUCGGGUCUCUGACCCGGUGGGGGUGGGAAGCUGCUGAGCUGGACCCAGAGCUGCACAGACACAAGGACAGCUGGUCCUUCAGAUGAAACUCUCUGUGUACCCCUGGAGGGCACAGCACAGGGAUGUGUGGGGUGUUUAUUUAAAAUGAAAAAUCCGAACAUUAAGUAUGUACGCGUUUGUUUGAGGUAUCGGCAAUUCGCUUUCAUAUUGUAAAAUAAAAUGUUCUGUAUUUUAUUCCAUUAGUUACGUAGAUGAGGGAAAUUUCUUUAUACUGCUAGUUUAUCCUGUCAUUGUUUUAUAUAGAUUAUACCAAAGAACAUCGUCUUUGGAGAUGGUUUAUAGACAGAAAAGGUUCCACUUUUGUAGGUUUUACUUACUCUUUAAGGAUGUUGGUAACUUGAUGCAUGCAUGUUCCAAAAUCUUGUUUAAAUAUGCUUUUAAAAUAUUUGUGUGUUUUGAAAGUUUGGACUUAAUUACCCAGUUCUUUGUUGGUAAGAUUUUUUUUAUGGCUUAAAAUUAAAUAAUUUUGGAUUCUCCCUUU